Dufourea novaeangliae is the source of this 666-nucleotide messenger RNA. Its product is annotated as MORN repeat-containing protein 5. NCBI's taxonomy places the organism in Eukaryota, Metazoa, Arthropoda, Insecta, Hymenoptera, Halictidae. The transcript is spliced from 4 exons. The coding region runs from base 1 to 666 and encodes 221 amino acids. The record is from RefSeq and is a predicted model, not a curated record.
AUGAAAGCCGGACUGAAAAAUUUUGAAGAAAGAACGCGUUUCGUCGAUGGAAACGAAUACGUGGGUACUUGGAAUGCACUUGGCAUGGAUGGAAUUGGCACAUACAUUCUCCCACAUAGUGCUAAAUUUGAUGGAGAAUUCCGCGAUGACACAUUUCACGGUUACGGUAGCGUUCGUUGGCCCCGUGGACAAAGAAUGGACGGUAUCUGGUCCGAAGGAGAAUGCAAAGAUAAACGAUACAUUUUCGAGGAUGGUUUGAUUUUCCUCGAAAAUGGUUGGGAAUACUGCAACUUUCCCGACAGACGGUUCGUAAAAUACGUAUGUUUGGAGACAUACUUAUCAACAUUGCGCAACAAUAAGAAAACAGAAACAUUGAUUCCUCCCUUCUGUUACGAUGCGGGUAUUGGAAUCUUUAAUCCGUACACAUAUUGUAUCGCAUCUUAUCGAGAUCCAAAUAAGGUGGUGGAAAUACCAACUGCGAAAAUGGUGCAAUGGAUACAAAAUCACUGCCAAAAGGCAUGGACCGAACCGACCGGACAUCGUGAAAUUCUUUACGAAAAUUGGUUUUCCCGAAAAGGUGAUGCAACUGUUUUCUCUCUCGAAUUGCUACCAUUUUCGAAUGCUUCCUCGGAAUCUUGGUGGAAAAGGUAUAAAACAUUUCAAUAG